CAAACUGAUGAAAGAUUUCAAAUUCAACGCAGAACGAAACUUCCUCGCUGGUGCUCUUCUACUAGCAUCCGAGAUCUAAGAGAUCCUCAUCGACUUCCAGAAUCACGUCCAUGAAACUAUUAUUACUCUAUCUCUCUUGAAAUCACCACUCGACUUCUCCUUUCUCUUCACCACAUCACAACAAGAAGAAGAAGAUAAUAGAAACCCUCCACGUCAUUUCUUAUUAGAGGCUAUGCUCUGAUUUGGUUUCUGCAAGUCUUCUUCUUUCGUUGACCGCAAGGUUGCACCACAACCAGACGCUGUUAGUUUCUUAGUGGUCCAUGUUUUGGUAGCACGAGAGGUUAUGAGUCAUUGUAACGUCCCGGCUCUUAUUGAAGCACAAGUUGAAAUGGGGUCGGCUAAUGAAGUUGAGCAAAAAACCUUAUUCAAACUCGAAGAAGAUGCCAAGCAAGCUAAAGAAGCUUCUUUGAUGGAGCAAGGAGGAUCACUCUCUCCAACUUUCCCUCCACACACCACUAAAUCACCAAAGAACACCGUCCUUAAAAGCAUCAGGAUCGUUAUUUUAUCUAACAAACUCAACCUGUUACUACCUUUCGGUCCUCUAGCAAUACUGGUCCACUACAUGAUAGAUAGUAAAGGAUGGGUGUUUCUGCUGAGCUUAAUAGGCAUCACACCAUUAGCCGAGCGUCUAGGAUACGCCACAGAGCAACUUGCUUUUUACACUGGCCCUACUGUGGGAGGUCUCCUAAACGCUACAUUUGGGAACGUGACUGAACUGAUCAUAUCCAUCUUCGCUUUGAAAAACGGAAUGAUACGUGUAGUUCAGCUGACUUUGUUAGGAUCGAUACUGUCCAACAUGUUGCUUGUACUCGGCUGCGCUUUCUUCUGCGGUGGGCUAGUGUUUCACCAGAAAGACCAAGUCUUUGACAAAGGGCUUGCGGUUGUUAAUUCAGGAUUGCUUUUGAUGGCUGUUAUGGGGAUACUCUUCCCUGCUGUGCUUCACUACACGCAUAGUGAGGUUCAUGCCGGAUCAUCGGAGCUGGCUUUGUCGAGGUUUAGCAGUUGUAUAAUGCUUAUAGCUUAUGCUGCUUACCUUUUCUUCCAGUUGAAGAGCCAGUCUAGUUCUUAUAGCCCUCUUGAAGAGGAAACGAAUCAGAACGAGGAAGCUAGUUCUGAUGAAGAUCCUGAGAUCUCAAAGUGGGAAUCUAUCAUAUGGCUCUCGAUAUUGACUGCUUGGGUCUCUCUUCUCUCUGGCUAUCUUGUUGAUGCCAUUGAGGGUGCAUCGGUCUCUUGGAACAUACCAAUAGCGUUUAUAAGUGUCAUAUUGCUUCCUAUUGUUGGGAACGCAGCGGAGCAUGCAGGUGCUAUCAUGUUUGCCAUGAAAGAUAAACUGGAUCUGUCGUUGGGCGUGGCUAUUGGUUCCUCUAUCCAGAUCUCCAUGUUCGCGGUCCCGUGCUGUGUGGUGAUUGGAUGGAUGAUGGGUGAACAGAUGGAUCUUAAUUUUCAGCUUUUUGAGACGGCCAUGUUGUUUAUUACCGUUAUAGUAGUUGCUUUUUUCAUCCAGGAAGGGACAUCGAAUUACUUCAAAGGGUUGAUGCUCAUUCUUUGUUAUUUAAUAGUAGCUGCCAGUUUCUUUGUACACGAAGAUCCUCAACAAGAUGGAGGUAUAUAAACACCGUGGAAAAGACGGGUGUGAAGCAAGUUGGGUCUUAAUUAAAAGCUGAUGAUCUCAGGAACACAAAGUGUUUUUAGGGAAGAAAUGUUAAAGAUGUAAACCUGAUUCUGUUCUAAUGUGGUUCCCACAAACUUGAACCUGUUAGACGUUUUGUUCGAACAAGUGAAGGUUAUUUCUUUUGGCUUUCCCUCCCCGCUCCCAUAAGUAUUCUUAGCGACUUAGAAGGUUACAAGUUUUGUUAAUUUACAGUGAUUUUAUGAAAAAGUUUGAAAACUGUUUCUUGUGCUAUACACUAUAUAAUGGGCAUUCUGGUAUGAAAUGCCAUUUGUGGUGAAAAAUACACGACGGUGAAAACCUUUUUUGAUAGAUCAAGCAAUAUAUGACAUUACACUACCACAUGGUGUAGUGUUAGAUACUCCAUCAGAUAUGCUUUGAUUCUUGAAGCUAACCCAGCUAGAGUUCUUUAUAUUGUGAAAUAGUUUAUUGCUUUUGAAAAGAGCAUCCAAGUCGUUGUAGUAUAGUGGUAAGUAUUCCUGCCUGUCACCCGGGUGACCCGGGUUGGAUUCCCGGCAACGGCGCAUCUAUUUUGUUUCCUUUUCCUCUGGGCCCUGAAACGAAGCCCAUUUAUAUGACACAUGCCCAAUGUUCUUUGAUUCCGACAUUAAAAAUCUUAAAAAAACACAAACCUGUCCUUAGUAAAAAUAUUGUCUGAAAGCAAGGGUUAAUAUGUCAUAGUAAAAAUAAUGUCUGAAAGCCAAAUCUGGUUAUCAACUUCUUACCACAUUGGCACAUUGUAAAGAUCUGCUUGGUUAACCCGAAGAAUCACCAGAUUUCGAUCAAGAUUAAAAAAGUCGAAAUUAAAUUGGCAGCAGAAAAAAAAAAGAAAAAGAAUAGAAAGAAAAGAUCGGACAGUCCCUUUUUGCACUCAUCACGUAGAUGGUAGUUAAUUGGUGAAGGUGUGAAGAUAAAUUCGCUGGUCAUAUCAAAAUCGAAAAAAAAAAAACAAGUAUGGAUGAUGAUGAGAUGGAAGAAGUGGAAGUUGAUGUAUGGAUGAGGAGUUCCGUGGCCAUGAUGAUGAUGAUCUAGGUGCUUCAGAUUCUGACGUUGAAGAAUUUGAUUACUCG
Molecule: messenger RNA, 2799 nt
Organism: Brassica rapa (field mustard)
Lineage: Eukaryota; Viridiplantae; Streptophyta; Magnoliopsida; Brassicales; Brassicaceae
Product: vacuolar cation/proton exchanger 2
Biological process (GO): calcium ion transmembrane transport; intracellular calcium ion homeostasis
Cellular component (GO): plant-type vacuole membrane
Molecular function (GO): calcium:proton antiporter activity
Source: RefSeq, a predicted model, not a curated record